GUCAGACUCCCACCCAGAGCCCAGCAACCAUGGUGGACCCAGAUGGAGGACAGCGCCCUGGCCCAGGUCGUGACUCUGACAACGGCCCCAUCAGUGGCUGCUGUAUUGAGGUGGCCACACACCGCACUUCCCAGCCUUCGUCCCUGCUGGUGCUCUCAUCCCAAGCCUGGCCUCCCUCAGCCUCAGUAAAACAGGGGCAACACUGGGUGCGUAGAAUGUGGGGCUGCUGAGAGGCCACGUGAGCAAUGCACAUGAACUGCUUAGUGGAGGACCCAGCAUACAGUAGGUGCUCAAUAACAGAGGCUACAAAUACAAGCAUCCUUUGUGUUGGAGUCUCAUCCAUCCUGAAGACAGAGAGAUGGUGCAUUCCAUUAUUUCAACAGAUUUUAUUUGACAAGAGGGCAACAGAAGCAGAGUUGGUAGGGGGGAGAAACAAUCUUGCCUGCUAGGCAGGAAAACCAGCUCUUUACCAAGACCCUGGGAUCAUGACCUGAAGGUGGAAGCAGACACCGAGGACUGAGCCACGCAGGCGUCCCAGAGGCCUUUACACCAGCUUUUCCUCUGACGCUUUCCAGCACGUGCAUUCCCUGCAGACACAUGUGGAUGGUGGAUGGCGGCGGUCAUGCACGGCGGGGCGAAGGCAUGAAGCCUAAGGCAGGCCCCGGUGAGGAGAUGGACUCCAGGAGCUCCCAGCCAGGGGAGCAAGACGUGACAGAGGCAGGGGCUGCCCAGGAACUUCGGUGGGUGGAGCUGGGCUCCGAGGGCUCCGAGGAGGCCCUGGGAGCCCGGACAGAAGGUCCCAGGGCCCCGCAAGCCGGGGGGCGCCUGCUGCAAGCCGUGUGGUGGGGUCAUCUGGGCCUGGCAACAAAGCUACUGCGUCAAGGGGCCAGUGUGGAGGAGAGGGACCACACGGGCAGGACCCCGCUCCACCUGGCCGUGCUGCGCGGCCACGUGCCCCUGGUGCGUCUCCUGCUGCGGCGCGGGGCGGCGGUGGCAGCUGCCGACCGAGCGGGGCGCACACCGCUCCACGAGGCCGCCUGGCACGGGCACUCGCGGGUGGCCGAGCUCCUUCUGCGGCGCGGGGCCCCCGCGGCGGCGCGCUCGGGGGCCGGCCUCACGCCACUGCACUGGGCCGCGGCGCUGGGCCGCACGCUGCUGGCGGGGCGCCUACUGGACGCGUCGGGACCGGGCCCCGCGGCGGCGGACGCGCGCGGCUGGACGGCGGCGCACUGGGCGGCCGCGGGCGGCCGGCUGCCGGUGCUGGAGCUGCUGGCGGCGGAGGGCGCGGGCCUGGACGGGGCCCUGACCGUGGCGGCCGCGGCCGGGCGCACGGCUGCGCUCCGCCUCCUCCUGGCGCGCGGGGCACGGGUGGACGCCCGGGACGGCGUGGGGACCGCAGCGCUCGGCGUAGCGGCGAGCCUGGGCCGCAGGCAGGACAUGGAGGUGCUGCUUGACCACGGGGCAGACCCCAACCUCAAGGACAGGCACAGUCGCUCUGCACUCCACAGGGCUGCUGCCGGGGGACACCUGCCCGCUGUCCAGCUGCUAGCAGCCUGGGGAGCAGGGGUGGAUGCUCGCGACUCGCUGGGCCUCACACCCCUACACCAUGCUGCUCGGGGAGGCCACACAGAGGUCGCCAGCCACCUCCUAGACAGGGGAGCGCAGGUCAAUGCUGCUGGAUGGCUCCACAACACCCCCCUUCACCUUGCCCUGGAGCAUGGCCACGGCCCCACUGCAGAGCUUUUGCUGAGCCGAGGAGCUAGCCCCACCCUGAGGACACGAUGGGGUGAAGUGGUCCAGGACCUGCUGUCUGAGGGGGCCUGCCCCAGGCACUGCCCACCCUUUGCAGAGAGCAGGAGUGGGAGGGGCACAGAGCCCCAGAGGCCCCGAGCUGGACAGAAGUCUUCCGGCUCCCACAGUCUUCGGUGUGCACCAGUUCCUCUCUUUUGGACCGAGCCUGCCUGCCUCCCUAAGGGGAGGACAGCAGAGAGGUUCCCAGAAGAGAAGGGGGGCAGUGACUUGAGCUCCACUAAUGGAUCUGGGACUGCUCCGCAGCCCCCUGGGAUCACGUCUCCCCUGCAGCUGCAGCCUCCUCCACACUCUGCUUUAGCAGAGACUGAGUCGUGGCAACAGAUUUGACUGAAACCUGACAGUCUCCCGUGUCCACCAUGGGGUUGUCACCCUCAGCUGUUCUCGCUGUGACAUGGGGACGUUCUUACUGUGUUUCCUUCAUUAUAUCUGGUAUUUGCCUGUUGACACCCA
Molecule: messenger RNA, 2262 nt
Organism: Enhydra lutris kenyoni (northern sea otter)
Lineage: Eukaryota; Metazoa; Chordata; Mammalia; Carnivora; Mustelidae
Product: ankyrin repeat domain 65
Exons: 7
Coding region: 598-2139 (513 amino acids)
Molecular function (GO): protein binding
Source: RefSeq, a predicted model, not a curated record